AUGUUUGCGUCGACCCUUCAUGGCAGCCUCAUUGCCCUCGUAGCAUGUCUCGCCCUGUCGUCGACGCACAUUGCCGCUGCGCAUACCGAGGAUGAGGAUCUCGGGACCGUCUUGUCAUCGCAGAAGAAUUUGUCGACAUUUUAUGGCCUGAUCAAGAUUAUCGCCCCCUCCAAUGCCGCAUUCGAGAACAUCCCGGGCACAUCUCUCAACGGCAUCUGGGAUCCAAAGAACGCCUCGAUAGCAGUGCCAAUCCUCGAGUACCAUCUCCUCAAGGGCAUCGUCAACACCGAGGACCUCGCGCCGGGGCCUUCCAUCUUUGCGGCCACGCUCCUUACUUCGCCGGCCUGGACCAACGUCUCGGCCGGCCAGAACGUCGUCCUCGCUCGGCAGCCCGGCGAUGUCGUAGUCUUCACAUCGGCCCAGGGCUCCCGCACAACACGCACGCGCGGCGACAUUGCCUUUGCCGGCGGCCUCAUCCAGGUGAUCGACAACCUCCUCAUCCCGCCGACGCCGCUCAGCGAGACGCUGCAGGCCUUUGGCCUCAACGCCUUCCUCGGCGCACUCCAUGCCAGUGACCUGCUCAGCGCCCUGCAGGGCGACGAAGAUCUGACCAUCUUCGCGCCGCGGGACGAGGCGUUCCGCCGCGUCGGCGCCAGCCUCGACGCCCUCGGCGCCGACGAGCUGCGCGACCUGGUGCGUUAUCACGUCGUCCGCGGCCGGGUCGCCGCCUCGGCGACGCUGACGAAUGGGACACGCCUCGCUGCUGCCGGGGGCGGCGACGUCAGCGUGCGCAGGGCCGGGAACAACCUGUUCGUCAACUCGGCGCAGGUCGUGCAGCCGGACAUCCUCAUCGCGAACGGCGUGGUCCACGUCCUCGACAACGUGCUCAGCCCACGGGCGGCGGCGGCGGUGCCGGACCCAGACUCGGUGAGCCAGGCGCCGGUGUGGUCGGCGGGCGGAGACGGUCAGGGGACGCCGUUCACGAGCGCGAUUCCCUGCAGCGAGGACUGUCCGGCGACGACGACCGCGGCGGGCUCCGACGGUACUGAGCGGAGCACGGCGAGGCUCACGACUACGGACGGGGUGAGCGGGCCGACGGCAAGUCCGGAUGCUGCGGGCAGGGAGUUUGAGGCCGGCACGGGGUUGUGGGCUGCAGCUGGGUUUGCCGUUGUUGCGAUGUUGGGAUUGUAG
Messenger RNA from Verticillium alfalfae VaMs.102, 1191 nucleotides. RefSeq lists its product as hypothetical. NCBI's taxonomy places the organism in Eukaryota, Fungi, Ascomycota, Sordariomycetes, Glomerellales, Plectosphaerellaceae. The transcript is spliced from 2 exons. The record is from RefSeq and is a predicted model, not a curated record. The coding region runs from base 1 to 1191 and encodes 396 amino acids.